AUGCCUCCGGACGAAAUCUUUGACCUGAACCGCGCCUUCGCGCACGACGACAAUCCACAAAAGGUCAAUCUCACUUUGGGAGCCUAUCGUACGGACAACAGCCAGCCUUGGCCUCUUCCAGUGGUACAGGAAGCUGAGAAAGGUCUCUUGGCCAAAGCUGACAUUUUUCGCCAUGAAUAUACGUCCAUUGAAGGCGAUGCGGCCUUUCUUCAGCGCGCCAGAGACUUACUGUUUGGAUUCAGCAACAAUUCCUCUCGCAAUGAGAAGCAGGACGCAACCAAGGCUCGUAUCAGCUCGGUGCAGACUGUUGCAGGCACCGGCGCGAAUCACCUCGGCGCCCUCUUCCUUGCGAAACAUCUGAAGCCACGAGCCGUCUGGCUCUCAGAUCCGUCUUGGGAUAACCAUCAGAGAAUUUGGGAGCUUGUCGGUGUCCCCCGCAAGACCUACCCUUACUACUCGGCCGCCACGCAUUCAUUGGACUUUGCCGGGAUGAUGGCUACCCUUGAAGCCGAAGCGCAUGAGCACGAUGUUGUCCUUCUUCAGGCUUGCGGCCAUAACCCGACUGGCGUGGACCUGAGCCAAGAGCAAUGGAAAGCCCUUGCUGAGCUGAUGGAAUCCAAGCGCUUGUUUCCAUUCUUUGAUUCCGCCUACCAGGGUCUCGCUUCGGGGUCGACCUACAAAGAUACCUGGCCCAUCCGGCAUUUCCUGAGCAAGAAACCGAUCAUGGAUUUCUGCGUCGCACAGAGCCUGUCCAAGAACUUUGGUCUGUACGGCCAGCGUGUCGGCGCAUUGCACUACGUCCUGGGCCAUGAAACACCCAAUAACCCUGGGAUCAUUGGCAACAACCUUUGCCAUCUAAUCCGCAGCGAAUACUCCGUGGCGCCAAGGGGGGGCAGCAACAUCGUCAAGGAAAUCCUCUCUGCUCCCGGACUCAGCGCCAAAUGGCAUGGUAACGUUAGGACAAUGAACCAACGGCUCACAUCAAUGCGGGAAGCUCUAUACGAGGCGCUGGUCAAGCAUGCAGCACCAGGACUCUGGACACAUAUCAUUGAACAACGCGGCAUGUUUUCCUACACCGGCCUCAGUCCGACGCAGAUCGACGUCCUGAGGACCAAGUACCACAUCUAUAUGCUCCAAUCGGGGAGAAUAUCGAUCAGCGGCUUGAGUGGGAAGAAUGUCGCGUAUGUUGCAAAAGCGAUAGACAAUGUUGUGAGGAGCUGCUGA
Molecule: messenger RNA, 1224 nt
Organism: Aspergillus homomorphus CBS 101889
Lineage: Eukaryota; Fungi; Ascomycota; Eurotiomycetes; Eurotiales; Aspergillaceae
Product: aspartate transaminase, cytoplasmic
Exons: 3
Coding region: 1-1224 (407 amino acids)
Biological process (GO): L-aspartate biosynthetic process
Cellular component (GO): cytosol
Molecular function (GO): pyridoxal phosphate binding; L-aspartate:2-oxoglutarate transaminase activity
Source: RefSeq, a predicted model, not a curated record